UGAGGAAGACUACGGUGUGAAGAUUGUUAUAAGUCAUAUCGAAACAAAUGAUCGAGACGCUUUUCCGGAAGAUGUUUUAGCGGAUGUUGUGACAGAAGAUAACCAGGCUAUGGAAGCUAUCGUCAGACGUAUCAUUUAUAAGAGUCCACUAGAAGUUUAUCAAUAUGUAAUCACCAAGGCAAAUAUAAGUCCUUCAGAAAUGUUAGAAGAAAUAUUAGAAGAGCAGUCUAAGACAGAGUUAUUGCUGAAUUAUUUAAUGAUCUCUGAUUAUAUCGACAUUUUUCAACAAGUUUUUCAACUUUCUGGUGUAUUAAGUAUCUUAAACUUGUCAUCCAAUUUCCUGGACGACGAAGAUUUAUCAGAGCUUUUAUAUAAUUCAAGCAAGAGUAUAACCGAAUUAGAUUUAAGUGGAAACCUUUUAACCGCUGAUUGUUUAGACAGCAUCAUGGGUUUCUCUAAGCUUAGAAAGCUCAUUCUAUCGAACAACCCUCUAGGACCAGUUAUACUACAACGAUUGCCAGAAUUACUUACAAAAAUUCCUUCUAUCCUAGAUAUCGACUUGUCAGAUACAAAUUUAGGCGAAGAAACCCCUUUUGACACAGCCAUAAGCGAAGCCUAUAAAAAUUAUCGGAUUACCGCACCUAUGGAUUCUGGCCUAACUAUUCGCAUCUCGGAUAAUCACUUUACAAAAGAUACGUUGUGUCACUGGACUCCAUUAUGGAAAAAUCUGAAACAGGUCAGCUGUUUGCAAUUAUCUAGCAUUUCCAGUGAAACAGCUUGGGAAAAUUUCGAUAUGUUGCUAGAGCUUCCAAAAUUAUCAAAAUUGAUUCUCAACCGUUCAACAAGGACAUCAUUAGAUUUAUGUGAUUUGAAACAAUUAUUUAAGAUUAAGUCUUCAUUCGACCAUUUAGAUUUAGCGAAUUGUAGCCUAACGGGAGAGGGUAGCGAUAAUAUAAAAUAUUCCCUCGAAUUCGAACUAAUGCAACCACUUAGAUACGAAAUUGCUUGCCUCUUAUUUCAACGAAAGCUUAAUAAAGGUUCAAAAGCUAACACUCCAUAGUAACCCAAAAAUUGGAGACAAAGGAAUACAUUUUCUUAACGAAGCAGUUUUAGGCUCAAAAAUAGAUGUUUUGGACAUCUCGGAUUGUGGUGUCACUUAUAACAGCCAUCAAAGAAUUGUAGAAUGGUCGGCCCACUUUGUUGAAAUCGAUUUAACUAGAAAUCCUUAUUUAUUUGAUGCAACGCAGGAGGAAAAUGAAUGGUUCGUAACC
Mucor mucedo is the source of this 1271-nucleotide messenger RNA. RefSeq lists its product as uncharacterized. The transcript has 7 exons. The record is from RefSeq and is a predicted model, not a curated record. The coding region runs from base 110 to 1060 and encodes 316 amino acids. NCBI's taxonomy places the organism in Eukaryota, Fungi, Mucoromycota, Mucoromycetes, Mucorales, Mucoraceae.